UUCAUAUAAGAUAUAAAAAUAUGGCAUUUAAGUGCAAGUGUGUGUGUGUUGCAGUGUUGUUUCUUUGUUCAAUCAUCAAUUUCGAUGAGUUGCUCGCGUAAAAAUCUUAAUUAAACACAAAGCAAAUUUAAUUCAACGAAAAAUGAUGAAUUCUACUGAACAUGCUGUUUGCGGAUGAACAAACGAGUUUUCCACACAACUUGAAACAAUUGGCAAACACUCAUCACCACAACAAUAACAACAACUCGUCGUGCGGCAAUCGCUGCAGUUUUGUUGACGCCACUUCAACGCCACCAGCAAAUCACUCAACAGCAGCAAUAUUGAAUAGGCGCACAGCAGUGCUAAGGAAAGCGCAAGCGACACAAAUUGCCGCAACAAAAACAAAAGCAAAGCAGUUUACAGAAAAUGAAGUAAGUGAGUUGUUGCAUGCCCUAAGCGCGAAAAUAAAAAUUGCACUCGAAACAGAAACAACAACUGGGUGUAGACGAAGCCACUGCAAUACACAUAAGCCGCGUCGCAGUAACAACAACACCAACAAUAAGAACUAUAUACAUAACAACAACAUAAACGAAAAGAAAAGCAGGAAAACUGACCAACCCGACGAUUUUAUGGGUCGAGCCACUGUUUUCUCCUCUACUCCACAUCGUUUCCAACCACAGUCUCUGUCUCACCUUGCUUUGCCACCACCCAGCUGA
This is a messenger RNA of Bactrocera latifrons, 695 nucleotides long. RefSeq names its product E3 ubiquitin-protein ligase cblA-like. The record is from RefSeq and is a predicted model, not a curated record. Lineage: Eukaryota; Metazoa; Arthropoda; Insecta; Diptera; Tephritidae. The transcript is spliced from 3 exons. The coding region runs from base 162 to 695 and encodes 177 amino acids.